CUCCACUUAUUCCCAGUCCAGGAGAAGUCCGUUAGUCAAAGCACACAGGAGACGCAGCGAGGAGAUGCGGUCCAGCUGAUCAAAGCGCUUCAGUUUUUGCAAUUUAAACUUUUGGAUAGAGGUUUUUGGGAAGAAAAAAACCUUGAAACUUUGAAUAAAAGACUUUAGUAGAAAAGAAAAAAACAAUCUUUGAAGAGGAAAGCAGCCUUCCCAGGAAUUCCCAAAGUUCUAGAGCAGGUGCACAGAUAUAUUUAGUAAAAGAGAUGGCCUCCGCGGCUCUGGAGAUCCUGGGUCUGAUGCUGUGCGUCGUCGGCACGCUCUUGGAGAUGGUCGUCUGCAUGCUGCCCACCUGGAAGGUCACCGCCUUCAUCGAGGCCAACAUCGUGGUGGCGCUGACCAUCUGGGAAGGGUUGUGGAUGUCGUGCGCCGUGCAGAGCACCGGCCAGAUACAGUGCAAGAUCCACGACUCCAUGCUCAAUCUCAAACACGACCUCCAAGCCGCGCGCGCGCUCACGGUCAGCUCGUCGGUGUUGUGCGUCAUCGGGCUGAUGGUGGUGAUCGCCGGCACGCAGUGCACCAACUGCAUCAAGGCGGAGAACGUGAAGGCACGGGUGGUUAACGUCGGAGGGGUCAUCUAUAUCAUCAGUGCCAUAUUCAUGCUCGUGCCCCUGUGCUGGAUGGCCAACAGCAUCAUCUCCGACUUCUACAACCCGCAGGUGCCGGCGUCCAUGAAGCGGGAGAUCGGAUCGGCUCUCUACAUCGGCUGGGCGGCCACCGCGCUUCUGCUGCUCGGGGGAGGCAUGCUCUGCUGCUCGUGCCCUUCAACCUCCAGAAACUCCGGCUACUCGACACAAUACGCGCCCACCAAAAGAUCAACAUCCAACGGGGACUAUGACAAGAAGAAUUACGUUUAGACGCUGUUUAACCCUAUGGUCAUUUCUGACAAAAAAUGUUCUGUUUUGAAAUUUUAAAAAUCACAGCUUCAUCGGAAUGUUACGAAACUUGGUGACUUUUAUGGCAUUGGGUAUGUGAACACAAAACAAAAUUGAGGUUAUGAUUCGAGCAGGCUAAGUGGCCGUAAAAAAAAAAAAUAGUCACACUUGUGCUCUUCGGUCAAAAAUGACCGACCAUAGAAAAUAAAUGGGAAAUUGACAAAAACACAAAAACUUUGAGAAUUUUUGUGUGUACAAUCUACAAAUCGGCCACGAUGCAGUAAAAAAAAGUGCUCAGCAUUGAAGGGGUGACACUCUAAAACAUCAAGAGUGCACAAGAGUGCCACCCCUACACUUUUAUAGACAAAAACAACAAUAAAUUGUGAUUUAAGAAA
Messenger RNA from Pimephales promelas (fathead minnow), 1327 nucleotides. RefSeq names its product claudin-9-like. Gene Ontology annotation, cellular component: bicellular tight junction; membrane. NCBI's taxonomy places the organism in Eukaryota, Metazoa, Chordata, Actinopteri, Cypriniformes, Leuciscidae. The record is from RefSeq and is a predicted model, not a curated record. Gene Ontology annotation, molecular function: structural molecule activity.